AUGGUAUAUUUUCAUUUGUCGUCCUUAAUAAAGGAACAUUCAACAAAAAUAUUUGGAUUUUACAAAACCUUACAGUUGUGCGACCAUUUUAUAGAAUUUUCCAGAAUCACAGCAUGUGAUAUUUUUAACUCUCUGUACGAUAAAACUUCACAAUUAGCUAAUGAAGAAUAUUUUGGGUUCACAAUUAUGAGGUUCAAAUGCUUGCAGUAG
Messenger RNA from Clunio marinus, 210 nucleotides. NCBI's taxonomy places the organism in Eukaryota, Metazoa, Arthropoda, Insecta, Diptera, Chironomidae. The record is from the annotation of a GenBank genome assembly.